UCUUCACAGUGGUGAUGGGACAGACACAGGACAAGGAGCUACAAAAUGAAGACGUCCUGACUGUUGAUUACUAUGAAAUUAUAAGCGAAAGUGAGGAGGAAGCACAUUCCAACAGCCCAGAAGAGAAUUUCAUUCAACUGGACACCUCCAUACUAAAGAUCUAUCCUGGUCAGCAACCAACAAGACCUAAUGACAACAACACUGAGCCCUCUUUCAAGCGGGGAGGAAAAAAGAUCAGUCACAGUUAUGACACGGAUGUUUUGCAGAAUGCCAGGACACCAAAUCCUCAACUGAGCCUGGCGGGACGUCCAUGUACCUCAGAAUUCAAAACAGCCACAAGCGACGCAACCACAACCAAUAUAUCUGCUACAGAGGACCAGCAACGACUUGACAAAGCAGACAGAAUGACUAACAAAACUCACCUCAAGGAGACUCCAAACAUGUUGGAAAGCUCUUGUCAAGGGGACUCGAGAGAUGAUGCCAUGAGUGUUGAGAAAAAUGAGAGACGGACAAUGUCUGAGAGAUACAACGGGAUGUUAGAGGCAGUGAGAAAGACCAGCGGUGAAAUACACAGGAAGUUUUCACUUGAAUCAGAAAAGGAUAAAUUACUUGAAAGUCACCCAUUCCAGAAAGUAGGAGAUUCAGAGAGUAAAGAUAAAGGCGAACUUCAGACCCUAUGUAGGGAUAUUGGGAAAAGUUGUGAUAAAGACAGUGUUGGAACUGUUUGGCACAAAGAAAGUACUGAUGCGGAUGGAUUUGAGUAUUUAGACAGAGCUAAUUCUUUACAUCCGGUAAUUGUAGCCAAAAGUCCAUCAAUUGCUGGACUACCCUCAUAUUCAGAUCACGCCAGUAACCAGGAUAAUUUACAAGAGGACAAAAAUAUCACUCCAGACAUGUUAAUGUGUAUUUUAAAAGAACCCAAUGACACCUCAAAGACACAUUUCACAGUAACACCCAAAGAAAACUUUAGGAAAGACCAAAGAAACCCAACUUUCCAUUCACCAUUGCUGGGAAAAGAAGGAACUGAACUUCCUGAAUGGGGUGAAACUGAAGGUAAGGACAAAAUCUUACAUACUCCAUUUGGUGAGUCUUCUUUAUUGAGAUCUAGAUUGACAACAAUGGACUCUGACACUGGCUCUGACACUGUUAUUGAACACACAAAUGCAGACACAGCUUUAGUCCCAUUGAGGAUUGAGGAGGACUUUGAACAAAAGGUAUUAAGCACAUUCCAUCCAGAUUUGAGCCAAAGUAAUGCCGUGUUUCACACUGAGAAGAAAAACUAUGACAAAGGGGCAUUUGCUAUCAGGGAAAAGCACUCGAUGGUCUUGUCAUCUGAGAGUUUAACUGAAUCCAGUGCUAAAAAAAUCUGUGUUAGCAAUGCGCCUCACCCAGCCAAAAAUGGAUUGUGGGGAACAGACGCACCAUGUGUGAAAAGAGACAGUGAAUCUGUUUAUCCGAAAGCUGUUCAGGCAAGAUCCACAGAAUGGAGGAAAGAUUGUGAUGGCCAUCCUAAUAGAAGACGUAAUACUUCACCUUUAUUUGAAUUGUCAGGUGGAAAUGGUAAAAUUGAAGAUGUACGUCUAGGCAAAAGAGUAUGUGAUCCAAAGAUCUACAAGCUGGAUGAUUCAAACACAGAGGUCAAAGAGAUUAUGUCCAAUGGUAAAUGUUCAGAUCAAGGGAUUGUAAACCAUUUCAAUUCUUUUUCUCACUCAGAUCUUGAUGCCACAAGAGUCGCUCAGAAGGCGUCUCAGCAAAGAGAAAAAGACCCUCUGUAUUUCACAGCUGUGAUCACACCAACACGCCAGAUUCAUACAUUUCCUGAUCACGAGGACUCUCAGUUGUACUUUCCUCGUUCUCAAAUACAAAACAUGAUGCCUGAUAUCUCAGCCGAAGACGUUCAGACAGACAAAAAGGCCAAAAUCAAAGGACCACCACCACCUGUUCCCAAGAAACCAAAGAAUCCCUUUAAAAAAGCCGCUCACCACAAAGAAUCUGCUUCUCAUUCCGUAGACGAGCCGAGGGAAUAUUCAGACCUGCUGCUGAAAAAUAUUAAAAUGGGCAGAAGGCAGGCGGCACUGCAGUCCGUUGAGGAUUUUAGCACGCAUGCAUCAUGUCUAGAUAUGUUACCUUAUUAUACCGACUCCCCUUCCUACAUGUGCAUGUCUGUAGAGUCUGAGAAUGCUGAUAUUCCAAGAUAUUAUUUAGUCCCGUAUGAUGAAAUUUCACCUGACUGCAAUAACUUGUUAGAAACCACAGAUGAUGAAGAACUAAAAGAAAUGGAUAUGUCUCAGCUGAGGCCAAUAUUAAAAAAGAAAGCAAAAAGAAAGGGCCCACCGCCACCUAUCCCAAAGAAACCUCAAAAUCCAUUUGUUAAAACAGACACAGAGCAGAUCCAAACAAGCAAAGACUCUGAAUUGGAAAUUGUGGAUCAUCCUUUGGAAUAUGGUAGACGUGACUCUGAAAGCUUCAUGAUGGACGUUGAAGAUGAAGAGGACUGUAAGCCCACUGCAUCCUUAACAAGACAUCUUCACGCCGCCUGUUCUGCUUCAGAGGAAAAUGAUCUGUCCAGAUUCAGACCCGUAUCCGAACUCAUCAGAGACAGCAACAAAAUCCACAAGAAAGUGAUACAUCACAGCAGGACAAACAUAAUGGAAGUCAGGCCAGAUGUGACUGCGGGAUGCCAGAGUCUAAAAGUAUCGCAGAUGAAGCAAGCCUUUGAUGUACAAACAUCUUCCCGUGAAAUGGAAAGAAGAUCCUCACCAAAGAAAGAAAUGAUCAGACGAGUGGUACGACAGAGUAAAUUCCGUCAUGUGUUUGGUCAGGCGGUGAAGAAUGACCAGUGCUAUGAUGACAUUAGAGUUUCGCGUGUUACCUGGGACAGUGCCUUUUGUGCAGUAAACCCCAAAUUUGUUGCCAUUAUUGUGGAGGCCAGCGGAGGUGGAGCUUUUCUCGUUUUACCUCUGCAAAAGACGGGUCGUAUUGACAAGGCCUACCCCACUGUUUGUGGCCACACGGGCCCUGUGCUGGACAUUGACUGGUGCCCGCACAAUGAUCAUGUCAUUGCCAGCGGCUCUGAAGAUUGCACAGUAAUGGUGUGGCAGAUCCCAGAGAAUGGCCUCACCUCAGCUCUUUCUGAGCCAGUCGUGGUGUUGGAAGGUCACUCCAAGAGAGUGGGCAUCGUGACGUGGCAUCCAACAGCCCGCAAUGUCCUACUAAGCGCAGGAUGCGAUAAUCUCAUCAUCGUCUGGAACGUGGGCACGGGUGAAGCUCUGAUCAACCUGGAGGACAUGCAUCCUGACGUGAUCUUUAGCGUCUGCUGGAGCCGCAACGGCAGCCUCAUUUGCACCGCGUGCAAGGACAAGAAAGUGCGUGUUAUUGACCCACGCAAGGGGAAGAUCACUGCGGAGAAGGAUAAAGCUCAUGAAGGAGCGCGGCCCAUGAGGGCCAUCUUCUUAGCUGAUGGAAACGUCUUCACCACCGGCUUCAGUCGUAUGAGUGAGCGGCAGCUGGCCUUAUGGAAUCCAAAAAAUAUGGAGGAGCCGAUAUCAGUGCAUGAAAUGGACACCAGCAAUGGAGUGUUGCUUCCCUUCUAUGACCCCGACACCAAUGUGGUCUACCUGUGUGGAAAGGGUGACAGUAGUAUCCGCUACUUCGAGAUCACAGACGAGGCGCCGUAUGUGCACUACCUCAACACGUUUUCCAGCAAGGAACCCCAGAGGGGGAUGGGAUAUAUGCCGAAAAGAGGCCUAGAUGUCAACAAGUGUGAGAUAGCCAGGUUUUAUAAACUCCAUGAAAGAAAGUGUGAGCCAAUAAUCAUGACCGUCCCUAGAAAGUCAGACCUCUUUCAGGACGACCUCUAUCCGGACACAGCGGGUCCAGAUCCGGUGCUGGAGGCAGAGGAGUGGUUUGAAGGCAAGAAUGGGGAACCGACCCUGAUCUCGCUCAAACACGGUUAUGUCCCGGGCAAGAACCGUGACCUCAAAGUAGUCAAGAAAAACGUGCUGGAUAACAAGGCACCCAAGAAGCUGGAGGAGCCAACAACUCCUCAGAAACCUGCCUCUCCUCAGCUAACCAGAAAGAAUGAAGUGAAGUUAGAGGAGCUUCUGCGAGAAGUCAAAUCUCUGAGAGAUCUGGUGACGCUGCAGGACAGGAGAAUCGCCAAACUGGAGGAGCAGGUGUCCAAAGUGGCGAUCUAAGACACUGCUGGCCUGAAAGAGAGAGAGAGAGAGAGAGAGAGAGAGAGAGAUUCGGAUGGGCAGGGGGUUCAGUCACUGCCAAAAUGUCUCAAUUUGACUCGAUCAUUCCACUUGGUGUCUCUCACAAGGACAACAUUCCAAGAUGGACUUUUACUUUUUUUGUCAAGUCUCCCCCAAGCAUUCGCAUAGCAGAAGCUAAAUUGUGGCAAUGAGUGCUCACUGGUUUUAACUGAUGUUUUACAUUUUGUUACAAAAAAGAAUUCGUACUUUUUUUGUUAUUGUAACAUUAUUUCCAUGAGUAUUCUGAUAUUAACCGCUAUGUUACAGAGUGUUGUUGUAUAUACACAUCAGUAUUUCUCUUUCCUUUUUUUUGUUGUGUUGCCAAAAUUGAGGUGAAACACUCACCUCUCGUUUUAUUUCUACUUUUAUAUGUUUUUCCCAGUUGUAGAUAGUGGCUUAUUACAAAAAACAACAAUAAUUGACAUGUCAUACUAUUCAAAGUGGGACAUCAGGAGAAAAGGCAGUGCUGUGUGGAAGUGAUUGUGAAGGUACUUCAGAUAAAACCGAUGAAGAUAUACUAAAUAUUCAUAACCAUUAAAAUGCGACAUUUAGGAUUUUAAAGUAAGUUCAUGAGACGAUCAAGCAUUAAGCACACUGUCAUCUUCUCCACCGCCUGCUUGGAGAUUGUUAUAACUGAUUAUAAAGCAUCCAACAAAACAGGGUUUUUUCCAAACACAACACAAUCAGUUACAAUAAAGCCAGAAGCAAUAACGCAAUGUUGCCGAAUGAAUGUGAACGUAAACCUAAACCACUUGUACUUUAGCAAGUAUUGUUCAGAAUGCAUUAAUCAUGCAUAUUUCUUCACAAAAACUCAAAAACCCACUGCUGUAACCUUAUGGUAAUUCUGAAAUUACUGUUGCACCUCAGGAAAUCAACCACUAUUGAGUCAGAAACAUGAGAUGGUCAACACUUGCCAUCUGCAUGGCGUUUUUUUUUGCCCACAGAAGAAGUAGGAGAUGGCUAUUUUAUUAGUAUUAUUAUUAUUAUUUGCUGUCAUCAUGAUCCACGUUCUCCAGUUUGCCCCGCUUUCCAAUUCUUCUCAUGUUACAGAAUAUGGGCCUGACAGAUGCUCUGAUACGUGAAGCCGGCUUUAAGAGGCAGCGAUGAUGACCUGCGAGCUCUUCUGAUGUACAUGUACUGUAAAUGUAUUGGUGCCUCUAUGUGUGUUUCUGGUUUUAGACAGAACUCCUCAGUUUUGACCGCUGCUGGAGGACAGACAUCCAUCAGUCUGAGCACUUAUCUGUGUCCUGAACAGUCUUGUGCAUGCAUUCCAAACUUCACCUAAAAUAAAAAAAAAGGUUGACUCUACAAUAAAUCCUUUCAUUCAUAAUUCUUCA
Danio aesculapii is the source of this 5593-nucleotide messenger RNA. It is a transcript of the gene coro1cb, whose product is annotated as coronin, actin binding protein, 1Cb. The transcript is spliced from 11 exons. The coding region runs from base 15 to 4196 and encodes 1393 amino acids. Gene Ontology annotation, molecular function: actin filament binding. The record is from RefSeq and is a predicted model, not a curated record. Gene Ontology annotation, biological process: actin filament organization; cell migration. NCBI's taxonomy places the organism in Eukaryota, Metazoa, Chordata, Actinopteri, Cypriniformes, Danionidae.